AUGGGUCUUGUGUUUUGUUCAAGAACGGGCUACUACUCUUUGUCUUUUGUGAUGCUGCUUUUGCAUGUGGGAGAGAUCUCAAGUGAUCUUCAAAAUUCGCAGUUCUUAACAGGAUCGAUGACGCAGCUGAUCGUCUCUCUGUCGACAAUGAAUCCGGAUUUUGUUGCGCUAGCUUAUGGGAUCAAAGAAUGUAUCGGUCUCAAGCAAUUGGUUCUCGAGUCGGAGUUUGAUUCUGGCGACGUGAUUGACCAAGCGGCUCAACACAUCGCCGAAGGCAAUGGCGUCUCGCAACACUCACGACACAUCGAACCUCUUUACCUUCGGAUCCGUGAGCAAGUGCAGCUUGGAGAGGUUGAUAUCCGUUACUGA
This is a messenger RNA of Plasmopara halstedii, 369 nucleotides long. RefSeq lists its product as uncharacterized. Lineage: Eukaryota; Oomycota; Peronosporomycetes; Peronosporales; Peronosporaceae. Bases 1 to 369 code for a protein of 122 amino acids. The record is from RefSeq and is a predicted model, not a curated record. The transcript has a single exon.